ACUAGUAUUGCACAAUACAUACCUCCGAUACGGUUCGUAAGAACCUCUUCUUUGCCUACGUACCAAAAAUGAAAAAAAAUCUCAUUCAAAACAGUUGCUUCUAGUUUUGGUCUCUACGAAACCAUAAACCCACCAUGGCAAAACAGAACAUGACCACAAUCCCUUGCAGGAUCCGUCCGAGGAGAGGGAUAGCAUCGAAAUUAUUGCUUUUGGUGCCCAUGGCAACAAUAGCUGCCGUGAUGGCAGCGGCCAAAAAGGCUCCUCGAACGCCGGGCUUCGUUCGCGUUUGCUCCGGUCAAGAAGCCACCGCUCGUGUGGGUGGGAGGAGAGUCUUUUCCUUUGUUGGCCCUCCGAACGACGACAGAACCCCGCUGCGGAACUCGCGCAAAAGAUGGACGAAAACAACGCCUUUUGUUUUUCGGAACGAGGGAGUGUCCCCGACUGCCGGGGCCUCCGGAAAUACCAAUCGCAAUGGCAUCGGUGCAUCGUCGUCUUUUCGGUUGUUCUCGUCGUCGGAGGCAGGGCCAACUCCCGCCUCCCAGCGCAGCCUUGCCAGGGAACCGCUGGGCGGUGACAAKGACGACGUGUUUCGGUCUCCGUACCGCGUCUACGAAUGGGAGCAGACCAUCAAGAAAUCUCGCUUCAUCGGCAUUGCUCGGUACGCGGAAGACUGGAAGGACGCCUCGGACUUUGUCGCGGACGUGAGGACCCGGAUCCAUCCCAAGGCCCGGCACUGGUGCUUUGCCUAUCGGGGAAGCGUAGUGGGAGCGAGCGGGAGCAGCGGCGAGCACGGGAGCAGCGACGACAACACGGCUUCCCUCGGCGCAGCGAGUGGCUCGGCGUCGACACCGACCAUCACCGAGCGCGCCAGCGACGACGGAGAGCCCUCUGGAACGGCCGGCACGCCCAUUCUGAACGCCCUCCGAACGGAGACCGACGCCGGGGGCGGCCUCGUCGACCUCGUCGUCGUGGUGGUGAGGUACUCGGGGGGGAUCAAGCUUGGCGCCGGGGGCCUGAUCCGGGCCUACGGGGGAACCGCAAGGGAGGUCCUCCGGGAGGCCGAGCAGGUCGAGGUGAUCCCGAGGACCAUGGUGUCGGUCGGUUCCGUGCAGCCCAGGUACGUGGGGGCGGUCUACGAGCUCGCGGCGCGACACGGGGGAACCGUGGUGGAAGCGACGGAAGACGGCACCGGUUUUUCCAUCGCGUGCGAUCUCGAUGCUUCCCCGAAAAUCACGGAGGGACUCCUGGAUGCCACCCGCGGGAGCGUGGUGAUUCGGUAGCAGUGCGGUGCGGUGCAGAGCCGUGCAGCGGGCGAGGCCGAGUCGGUUCGGGCGUGGGCAGCAACGAAACCAUCCGACUGCCUUCGCAUUGCACCCCAUGGGCGACACGAAGAAGGAAGGAGACAAUCAAUGAAGGAAUCAUCACGCACACAAUUUGCGUCAGUGUACUGCGAUUGAGAUCACUUGCCAAUGCGAUGAAACAUGCGGAAUAAAAAUCCAAUGUUUGGUCAUGCACGUUUUGUUUCGGGGCAAGAAACACAUCCAAAUCGGUGCGGCACACAAAUAGAAGACGAGCUAACUACUUCUGCGUUGCAAGGCACACCAUACUAUCCAAUCGUUUGUAGACCAUCGCGGCAAAAGGCAGACCCCAUAUACUUUAACAACG
Molecule: messenger RNA, 1665 nt
Organism: Pseudo-nitzschia multistriata
Lineage: Eukaryota; Bacillariophyta; Bacillariophyceae; Bacillariales; Bacillariaceae
Source: the annotation of a GenBank genome assembly